Pseudo-nitzschia multistriata is the source of this 891-nucleotide messenger RNA. The record is from the annotation of a GenBank genome assembly. Lineage: Eukaryota; Bacillariophyta; Bacillariophyceae; Bacillariales; Bacillariaceae.
GACAAUGGCGUCGCUCGCGAUGAUUGCCUUAGGUAAGAAAAUGGGGUGAAUCACUUCUCUUUCAUGUUCGUUGAGCAUUUCAUUUUGGCUAGUUCGACCGACAAAAUUCUCAAAUUUGGUCGAUAAAUUCUUUUACCUUGAUUGUAUCAGACACGGGCAAAUGAACAACUCUCUGCUUGAUGCAUUCGAAACAAGAGCGGCAGGUGUCCGUCGCUUUCUUUCAGGUGAUAUGCCGCAACCGAUACAGAAAAAUCACAUCCCACAGCGAAUGAUGAUGAAUAAUCACUUUCCGCAACAAAGGCAACAGCAGGGAAUGAUGGAUGAUAUACAACMAUUAAAUGAUACAACUGGUAUGGGAUUGGACAUGUUUGGAGGAUCAAGUGGAAUGAACAACAUGGUUGCUAACAUGAAUGCUCCCAAUAGUGGCGGUGACAUUAGAGGAUCGAACAUGGGUUCGGGAAAUAAUAUGAACAAUAACCAAAUGAUGUCCUUUGGGAAUCACCGCAUGUCCCUAAUGGGACGUAUGUCACAGAAUCCGAAUAAUAGAAUGUCUUUAAUGGGACGUAUGUCAGAGAUAUCGUAUGGCCGCGCGAUGUCUGGUCUUUCGGCAAUUUCAAUUGAUUGGGAGAACAUGGAGGAUUUCGAUGUCAAUGUUGAUCAUAGCGAGCACAUAAACAACAACAUGGGAGCUGGGGCGGCUGGUGCAAUGGGAAGAGCUAGAGGGCCACGUGUUGCACCUCGGUGGAGCAUGGCGCAACAUAUGAACAUGAACAACAAUGCUGGCGGUCAAAAUAUUACAGAUAGCGAUGCACAUGUUCAAUUUAAAAUCUAGUUGAUGAAUUUGUUGGAGCAAUCGUGAAAAUAUUCAGAAAUUAAAAUACAGUUGUGGGC